Pieris macdunnoughi is the source of this 345-nucleotide messenger RNA. The record is from the annotation of a GenBank genome assembly. NCBI's taxonomy places the organism in Eukaryota, Metazoa, Arthropoda, Insecta, Lepidoptera, Pieridae.
AUGAAGACUGUAUUUAUUAUUUGCAUAUUUGUAUACGUCGUAUGUGGAAAUGAGGAGGACUUUAGGACCAUCGAUUCUAUCAUUCAAGAGGAGCCGUGUGCAUCUCAAGGUGGUAUCUGUACAGUGGCCGCUGAUUGCCCAAAAGGCCAUUUGGCUGAAAAACCAGAUCUUUGCCCCAAACAGCGCAAACAUGGGGUAGAAUGUUGCCAUGGACAAUCCCUAAAAGAAUUAAGAUGUCAGAAAAGGGGAGGCGCCUGUAUAAAACUAAAUGACUUCUGCAAUAUUCAACUCAUUUUUGAGGCUGAAGACUGCCCGUCAGGUCGGAAGUGCUGUAUGCUAGUGUAA